GGGGCGAAAAAGAAAAUGCCCCAAUCAUUUUCGCGUCUCCCAAAAACGUUUCUUUUCUCUCUGAAGGGAGAAGGUACAGAGAAGGGAGAGAAGAUAAAGUGCAAAAAAACAAUAAAAUUAGUUCAAGUUUGAAAUAAAAAUUCGAACUUUUGGAGAUCUUCGGAAUCUCACAACUGUCACCACUGUUUAUCCCUUUCAGAUUAUGCCCUAGAUCUGAUCGACCAAUGCGCUGAAAACAUUUUUAGCGUCUGUGUAUCCCGGGAGUGAAGGAGCUUGUCCAAGUUAAGAUCUUUAGCUGUAAUGCAGCUUUGACUUGCUGAGUUUGUUUCUGGCUGGGAUUGUUUUUGCUUGGAAUUGACUUGUUUCCACGUUUGGAUCUGUACAAUGGUUUUCUGGGAAGGAUAUGUGAGCGAUGAAUUGAUGGGCACGUUUGCCCCUAUUGUGAUUUAUUGGGUAUAUGCUGGAUUUUAUCACUUGCUCCCGCCUUUAGAGAAGUAUCGGUUGCAUACUAUGAAAGACGAGGAAAACAAGAAUUUGGUUCCCUUUUCAACAGUUGUGAAGGGUGUUUUGCUUCAGCAGCUUGUUCAGGCAAUUGUUGCUCUAUUCUUGUUGACUACAACGACGAAUGCAUCCGGGGUUAUAGUGCAGCCUUCUAUGCCGAAGCAAAUCUUGCAGAUCCUUAUUGCGAUGUUUGUGAUGGAUACAUGGCAGUACUUUGUGCAUAGGUACAUGCAUCAGAACAAGUUUUUAUAUCGCCAUAUCCACUCCCAGCAUCACAGACUGGUGGUUCCUUAUGCAAUAGGAGCCCUUUACAAUCACCCUAUGGAGGGUCUUCUACUUGACACUGUAGGUGGUGCCAUCUCAUUUCUUGUCUCAGGGAUGACUGCAAGAACAGCAGUUGUAUUCUUCUGCUUUGCUGUGGUGAAAACUGUUGAUGAUCACUGUGGACUGUGGUUACCUGGCAACAUCUUCCAUUUGCUUUUCCAGAACAACACAGCUUACCAUGACAUUCAUCAUCAACUACAAGGGCUCAAGUACAAUUAUUCUCAGCCAUUCUUUUCCAUAUGGGACAGACUUCUUGGCACAUACAUGCCUUUCAAUCUUGUAAAAAGGCCUGGAGGGGGGUUUGAGGCAAGGCUGGCAGCGAAGGAAUAGUCACAUUGUAAUUCUUGAAACCCACAUCAGAACCCAUAUUUUUUUUCUUUAGGACCAGACCAGAGGUUUAUUAUAGGCAUUUCUCAAGUUGAUUGGAGCUUAGUGUUUUUUUUUUCAGUUCAUCUUGUUACUGUAGGUUUUGCCAACCCACCUUGUGUAGCAUAACUAUGAUGAUGUGAUUAAGGAGUUUUUUUUUUUUUUUUUUUAUAAUUAUAAUUAUUUAUUAUCAUGUACUUAAAACAAUUUUUCGAGGUGUAAGUUGCUAAAAGAGUACUAGAUUUUUACGUGUCA
Molecule: messenger RNA, 1446 nt
Organism: Vigna unguiculata (cowpea)
Lineage: Eukaryota; Viridiplantae; Streptophyta; Magnoliopsida; Fabales; Fabaceae
Product: very-long-chain aldehyde decarbonylase GL1-9-like
Biological process (GO): lipid biosynthetic process
Molecular function (GO): iron ion binding; oxidoreductase activity
Source: RefSeq, a predicted model, not a curated record